UCUCGGGCGGGGCCCUGGGCAGCGGUCCCGGUCGCAUCCCCGCCCCGGAGCCCGGGAACUUCCACUCUUGCCUCACGGUUUCCACCUUUGUACCUGCUCACGUAGGAAGAGUGUUCCCCACCUGAGCGAGCUACCCUCUUAGCCGCCUGCGCUGAACUGCGAGCCUCUUGGGAACGGGGACCGGCCUGGGCGCUACUAGUCCCCGAGGGUUCCUGCGCCCGAGGACGGUGCAGACUUGCUGGACACCAAAUGUUAAAUCAAACGUAGGAGUUACUGGCUGAGGACCUGGAAGCGCCAGCCAGUGGGUAAAAGCCACACAUUUGCCGUUACCGAGUCAGCAGGCUUUACUGGGGUGUCAGCUGUGUGCAGGUUCGGGGGCGCACACAGAUGUCUCGGUCUUCAAAGCAUCCCAGCUCCCAGACCGCAUGUAUGCGUGCAGUGCGUUCCUACCCUUCUUUUUAUAGCCAACGAGACGGAGACCCGGCAAAGAACCGUGUCCUAACAGACACACAAAGGCUAAUAAGACCACCUGGCCCCCCAAGACCUGUUGGAGAUGGGGAAAUCUCAUUUGCACGUGGCGAUGGGAUGUGACUUGAAGGGAAUAAGACAGCCCGGUCUGCGUCCGGGAAAGGCGCAGUGCGCGCCGCGGGAAACCGUGCAGGUGGCCUGAGGUGAGCAAAUUGGCUGCUUUGAUGGCAGAGUCAGAGGAAGUGGCACAUUGGGUCCAACUGCCUCCCAGUGUUUGCAGGGACCAAGGAUGGGGCUGCCUCCCAAGAUCCAGAUGUGAGCCAGCGGGAAGACAGAGUCAGCAAGGAAUCCUCAGAUCCUGCCUAAGAGAGCCAACUUCACAGUGGGAGCUGGCUCAUGUUACCAUCACCUGUCACCUUCCAUGCUCCAGUUACAGCCCUUGCUGUAAGCCAGGCAGGGACAGGCUGCGGGGCUUGAACAGGUGACCUGGAGGGAAAUCCUUCUCCAGAGGCCUUGGAGGUCAAAGAAGAACCCGUGGACCCUGAAAUCAGCAGAUUUUACGAACCGCCAUUAAAGGGUAAACAUCGCAGUCUCUGUAGAGAGCCGUGCGGGAGGAGCCCACAGGUGCAGAAGCGCCAUGGAUGGGAAGGCUGCGGGGGCUCCCCCGGACUUCCACUUCUACCCCUUGGAUCUGUAUGACCCCGAGGACCGGCUGCACCCCUUCCCAGAAGGGGCCACGCGGACAGGAAGCGAAGUCUACGCUGAGAUGGCUGAGGAGGCCAGCGACCCCGGGAGCGUGGCCCUGGGAAAGGCCCCGAGAGCCCUGGAGGAGGAGGUGGACGAGCUGGUGCAUCUGUACGCCCUCGGGGGUGCGGGCGAGUGGGGCUCCGAGCUGGCGGACGGGAGCGCUCCCUGCACGGAGGUUCCAGAGCAUCUGCCGCUUGGGGCGCAGAGGGACUGGCAAAGGCGGCCCGAGGCCGGGGAGCGCGGCUGCGUGGGCUGGGGCGCCACCGGCCCGGGCCUGCGAGAGGCCUGCAGGUACGCGCACGGCCGGGCCAGCCAGGAGUACGAGUGCUACGUCAUCCCCGAGGAGGAGGACGGGGACGAAGCCGCCCUGGUCUUCUGCGUCACCUGCAAGGCUCCAGUAAGGGCGCUGGAGGUUUCGGACGAGCACAGGGAGCACGAGGUGACGGCCCUCGACAAGGCCCUGGAGAGCGCCAAGGAUGAAGUCCACAAAAACAUGUUCAAACUGGAAAAGCAGAUUCUCGAGAUGGAGAAUUUUGCGAAUCACUUGGAGGAGGUUUUCAUCACGGUGCAGGAGAACUUCGGGAGACAAGAACAAAACUUUGAGUCACAUUACAAUGAGAUCUUGGAAACACUCGCUCAAAAAUAUGAAGAAAAAAUACAAGCUCUAGGGGAGAAAAAGAAAGCCAAGUUGGAAGCCUUGUAUGGACAGCUGGUCAGCUGUGGGGAAAACCUCGACACCUGUAAGGAGCUCAUGGAAACCAUUGAGGAGAUGUGCCAUGAGGAGAAGGUUGACUUCAUCAAGGACGCUGUGGCCAUGGCUGACAGACUUGGGAAGUUCCUGAAUACAGACACAGACGUGGAGAUCACUACACAGCCCGACUUUGAAGACCAGACUCUGGACUUCUCCGACGUGGAGCAGCUCAUGUGCUCCCUUCACGCCCUCCCGGCUCCUUCUGCUCCAGUGAUAAACCCACAGGCCCCCAACUCUGCCACGGGGUCCUCCGUCCGAGUGUGCUGGAGCUUAUACUCUGACGACACCGUGGAGAGCUAUCAGCUGUCCUACCGGCCAGUGCGGGACAGCGCACCCGGGAAGGACCAAGCAGUGUUUACAAUGACUGUCAAGGAAACGUACUGCUCAGUGACAAAUCUUGUGCCAAACACCCAGUAUGAAUUUUGGGUCACGGCUCAGAACAGGGCCGGCUCCAGCCCCACCAGUGAGCGGGCAGUGUACAUGACAGCGCCUUCCCCUCCCAUCAUAAAAAGCAAAGAGAUACAGAGCUGCGAAGAGGCCGCACUCAUCUGCUGGGAGUCUGGAAACCUGAAUCCCGUGGACUCGUACACGGUGGAGCUGACCCAGGUGGAAACACCCGAAGCCUCGGGUGUAACCGAGUCGGUGGUGGGCAUCCCAGCCUGCGAGUCUCUGGUGCAGCUACAGCGCAGGCAGAGCUACACGAUGUCCGUGCGAGCCCACAACAUGGGGGGCCCCAGUGCCAGGAGUGACCCCGUGACAGUCCACACCACAGGCAGCCGCUUUCCCCUGAACCAGCACACCUGCCAUCCCUGGCUGACUGUGGCUGACGACGGGUUUACGGUCGUGCGAAGCGAAAGGAAAACCCCCCUGAAGGAGCCGCUGCCUGGCAACACCCGGUUUAGCAGGUGUGUUGCUGUCAUGGGGAAUCUAAUUCCAGUCCGAGGGCGCCACUACUGGGAGGUGGAGGUGGACGAGCAGGCCAACUACACAGUGGGCGUGGCCUUUGACGAUGUCCCUAAAGAGGAGGACCUGGGAGCAAACCGCCUGUCUUGGUGCAUGAGGCACAGAUUUGCAUCAUCGAGGCACGAGUACGAGUUCCUGCACAACAAGACGACUCCAGAUAUAAGAAUAACAGUGUCCCCAAGGAAGAUCGGCAUUCUGUUGGACUAUGAAAACUCAAAAUUGUCCUUUUUCAAUGUGGACAUUUCUCAGCACCUUUACACGUUCAGCUGUCAGCUCCAUGGAUUCGUGCAUCCCUGUUUUUCUCUGGAAAAGCCUGGCCGUCUGAGGAUACGUAAUGGCAUUGCAAUGCCCACGCACGUCGCUUUCUAUUAGACCGUUCUGGCCUGACUUCCUGUCAUUGUGCGGUCCCUCCCCUCCCAGCCACUCAGCCCUCAGCCCGUGGGCCCAGGCACUGACGCACCACGCACCCGGCCCCUUCGGCUCCCGCUCUCCUCUGGCAGACGGGGGUGCUGACGCUCGUCUCGGCGGACCUGGGCUCUAGGCCCUCGCUGCUGCCCGUGUGAUGUUCGGUGCGUCCCCAUCAGGCCCAGCUGUCACCUGAGUGCUCUGCCAGCGUGAACCCAGAGGUCCUUCACGUGGUCAGGCCGGGCGGUCUAUUUUUUUAUAGGCAAAGUAUCUGAAUCUCCAAGGCCUCCAGAGCUCGGGCUGAGGGCGAGAGAAUGGGAGGGAGGGAUGCGACACCGGCGCUGUGUCACCAGCGGCCGGGAACAGACCUGCAAAGACGAGGGGCCGUCCACAAAGAGCAGGGAAGCCAUGCGCCUUCCCCUCUCCUGUUUUCCCAGCACUGCCGGCGCUGUGCUGAGGGUCUCCCGCCGCACACUGUGACGCUGUUCCUGUCCUUCACCGAACCCACCUGCUCAGGCUUUGCAGUGCCCUCUGCCACGCCCGAUUCCGUGAAGGCGGGUCGGGGUCUGUCUUGUUCAUCGUCCAGUUCCCAAGGGCUACCCCGUCAUGAACAGGUUCCCACCGCCUCUGGGAUGAGUCCGUGUCCUCUCCGUCCAGCCACUGCCCGUGGGCAUGCUCUCCCUGCUCUUCGGCUGAGGGACGGUGGGGCCCCCUCAAAACCAGCACAGGACACGCGGCCGGGAGACACCAUGGAGGGGAGGCGGUAGGAAGGCACAGAAGGGCCCCUGCAGCUUGAUGGCAAGAUGGGGACACGGACUACUCCGCACUACCACAUAGAUGCACUUUCACUGCAUCAACAACGGGCCGGGGAAUGAACGAGGAACACACAGACGUGAGUGGCAGCUGAUCCUAGAAACCGUCCCAUAAAGAGACCAUCCCAUAAAGAGAACCAGGUUCGAAAUCAGAAGAUUUACAGUGGAUCGCUAGUCUGUAGCUGCUUUGCCUUCAACCUUAGAAAAGUCCCACUAUCUUGAAGCGCUCCUGUUUCCCUUUAAACAGAGAAAAAAUAGUACUUGUUUCAUAGGACAGGAAGAUUCCCAGUGACCGUGAGAGGGCACGACAGUAUAGGGCGCACAGCGAAUGCAUGGCAGCUUGUGAAGACAGCAGCCCACCGAGACCCAAGAUGAGCUCUGGUGGGUGGUCUCCCACCGGCAGCUCUGGGACUUCUGGCCUCGCUGCUCUCGUGCCAUCCUGCGACCACGGGACCCGGCCCCGCUGGCUGCAUCCCCAGUUCUCCAGCCCCGGAGUCUGGCCGUCUCUCAGAGCUCUGCACUCAGCACCUCCCAGCUCGCAGAGCGAGUGACUCCGUCUGUGAGGCAAUUCGCAGAGACCGUUCUGUGUCCUACCCUGUGGAGGCCUCUCAAAGCAGACAUCACCUCAUCACUUCGGGUUUUCUGUGAACUGAAAACGCCUUGGCUCUAGAAUCUUCUGUUUUCUAGCACACUCGAAGUCCGACAGUGAACACCCCUCCUGUCUCCAACUCGGCCUGUGAUGUGAGCAGCAGCUCAGAUUCCUGACUUCACAGCCCACCUAGACGAUAUCGCAGCUCCUUAGUCUCACACGCGCAUGCACACGCACACACAUGCACACACACGCACACACACCUGCCAGCCACGCUGCAUCACUGGCCUGAAAUCAGGAAGGUACGGCCCGUGUGAGCACAGACGGUUCAGGUUACAGACACACGCUGUUCCAACCCUGUUCUCAGCUCCAGAGGCAGAAACUGCAGUAGGAAGUAGGACAUCACAGAUAAGGCAAGUGUGAACUCCGGACUCUAGCCGGCUUUAUGAAAUGUUUCGCGUGUAAUACGGACAUGUAUAAAUGAUAAAAACUCGACACCUAUAUAAGGUCUGAGUGAAAUUUUUAUUUGAUCAAGGAAAAAACAACUAAAAUUGGCACUGAGCAUUGACAUUUAAAAUUCACUUAAUUUACACAAGGCAUAUGAACAACUUAAAGCAUCAUAAUUACUCAGCGUAAAAAACUUUGGUUUAAACAUGUUUCUUCUGCAAGAAGAAAAAAUUAAGUGUAGAAAAGAACCAAACAAAACUUUUUUUUCUGUAAAAUAUUCCAGUUCCUAAAAUAUCACGAAUAAUCUGCUGAAACUAAAUUUUAACAAGGGGCAGGAUUUACCUCCAGGCCAUGUUCACCUGCAACCCCGCUGAUAAAUCUGUUAAAAAAAACAAAACAAAAAGGAUUUUUAGAACAUCAGACAGUCGAGGCCACAAUCCCUGACUGCAGUUAAAACAAAACAUGUCAGUCUGUUCUUUCCCUACGUUCACCUGUCUCACUGUAUAACCCUUGAGCAAAUUAUUAACAGAAGCUUUGGCUUCCCUCAACAAAGGGGAGUGAGAAUAUGUAAAAAAAAAAAAAACACAGAGGGCACCUGGGUGGCUCAGUUGGUUGAGCAACUGCCUUCGGCUCAGGUCAUGAUCCUGGAGUCUCAGGAUCGAGUCCCACAUCGGGCUCCCUGCUCAGCGGGGAGUCUGCUUCUCCCUCUGACCCUCUCCCCUCUCAAGAUCUCUCUC
Molecule: messenger RNA, 5919 nt
Organism: Mustela lutreola (European mink)
Lineage: Eukaryota; Metazoa; Chordata; Mammalia; Carnivora; Mustelidae
Gene: FSD2
Product: fibronectin type III and SPRY domain containing 2
Exons: 16
Coding region: 1106-3301 (731 amino acids)
Molecular function (GO): protein binding
Source: RefSeq, a predicted model, not a curated record